UCUAUCUCUGCCUGCCUCCCUUCCUCCACUAAAAAGGGCCUUCCACGACCCCAACCAACCCGCCGAUGCCCCGACCUGGCUACACUACACACCUAGGCCAGGCGCCCAAUUUGGCGACGACCACCCAGGAGUGGAGUCUUGAGUGAGGGGUGCACACUGCUUGCACGCACACUCCGUCCGAGAGUUCUUGCCGCGCGGCGGCGAUGAGGGACGCGGUGGUGAUGGCAGCCGGCGGGAGGGCGGGAGGUGGCGGAGGAGGGGGAGUGGCGCCGUGCGCCGCGUGCAAGCUGCUGCGGCGGCGGUGCGCGGCGGGGUGCGUGUUCGCCCCCUACUUCCCGCCGUCGGAGCCGCACAAGUUCGCCAACGUGCACAAGGUCUUCGGGGCCAGCAAUGUCAGCAAGCUGCUCCAGGAGAUCCCGGUGCAGCACCGAGGGGACGCGGUGAGCAGCCUGGUGUACGAGGCGAACGCCCGCGUCAGGGACCCAGUCUACGGCUGCGUCGGCGCCAUCUCGUCGCUGCAGCAGCAGGUGGAGGCCCUCCAGGCGCAGCUGGCGCUGGCGCAGGCGGAGAUGGUCAGGCUCAACAUGAGCAACGCCAACUUCGCGCACCGCCUCAAGGCGGCCCGGCGCUGUGGCAGCGGCGGCAACAGCAGCGCCGGCUCGCCGUCGUCCAUGUCCUCGCCCAAGACGGUGGAGCCGGAGGCGCACUGCAAGACCACGCCGGAGCUGCUGGACUUGGUCAUGGACCAGUCCAGCAUGGACGAGUCCCAGUUCUGGUCCUACUAGGGUGUCUGACUGCAUCAGGUGCUUCUGGGUCAGGUCAAGUUUAGGUUCUUCUAGCUGAUUUAGCGUGCGAUCAAGUGCCGUUUUGAGUCACAGAUGGUCUGGUAGUUGGUAUAUAAUAUUGAACUAUAUGGCGAGUGUGCGCUGUAAGCCUGUAACAGCGUGACACUGGGAGGAAGGUGAACAUAGAAGCCUUCUCCUAUACCUUCUAGUAUGUUCAGGGCUUGGUUUUUGGCUGUCCUUCCAUGAGAAGUGGAACACUACUACAGAUAUUAGUGUGCAUCAUGCUAAUAUGCUAUGCAUUGCAAAGCCUUCCUUGCUGGCAGCAUUUGCUCAGUAAAACAGGUGAACUCUGCUAUGGAAA
This is a messenger RNA of Phragmites australis (common reed), 1146 nucleotides long. Its product is annotated as LOB domain-containing protein 4-like. The transcript is spliced from 2 exons. The coding region runs from base 204 to 785 and encodes 193 amino acids. The record is from RefSeq and is a predicted model, not a curated record. Lineage: Eukaryota; Viridiplantae; Streptophyta; Magnoliopsida; Poales; Poaceae.